Messenger RNA from Pollicipes pollicipes, 958 nucleotides. Its product is annotated as protein lethal(2)essential for life. Gene Ontology annotation, cellular component: cytoplasm; nucleus. Gene Ontology annotation, biological process: response to heat; protein refolding. The transcript has a single exon. Lineage: Eukaryota; Metazoa; Arthropoda; Thecostraca; Pollicipedomorpha; Pollicipedidae. The coding region runs from base 69 to 527 and encodes 152 amino acids. The record is from RefSeq and is a predicted model, not a curated record.
UCCGUGGUGGGCGGCUCCGGCCGUUGGUCGCGUAAGCGAAGGUUGUACAGUGACAUUCUGUGGGCGACAUGGCGUAUUGGCUUGGGCCGUGGAUGGGGCUUCCACUACUUGCUGAUGUGCAUGAGAAGCAGGUGCAAGACCAGGAAAAGCCGGAGAAGUUCCAGGUGUCCAUGCACCUGGGCCACUACGAGCCUGACGAGGUUGUUGUCAAGGUCAGUGACAAUGUCAUCACUGUCCGGGCUGAGCACGAAGAGAAGUCGAAGAACAGCUACUCGUUCAGCAGUACGGUGCGCCAGAUCACGGCGCCAGAGGAUGCGAGGGUGGAUCAACUGACCUCGCAGCUAACCAGCUCGGGUCAUCUAAAGCUGGAAGCUCCUCUCGCGCAGAAGCCGUUGGCUAACGGGGUGAGGAACAUACCCAUCACGAUUGAGGGCCCAGCGCGUAAUGAAGAAAAGAAAGAGGAGGACCCGGUCCCGCUGCGGAUCACCUACAAUGUCGACAAGGACGACGGGGACAAGAAGCAUUAAAGCUCGGGCCCGGAAAAUGCUGAGGAGAAGGCCCGUUGGUGAGCACGGGCGCUGAGCUCAAACUGCUGCACGUAUGGACCGAGUGAGCCAAUUGCGCGAUACGCUUUGCUGUGUCUGUAAAUGUUAGCGCUGUGAACAUGCCUGCCGUUCUGCCGCGAUCUCGCCGGACGUAUCUGUGAUUGGAUCCUGUUCUCCUGCCGUGUGUGUGAGGCUCCAGUUGUCCUCGCGCGCUGUAUGGUUCGGCGUGACCUUUGUUGAAAACGAAUUUCAGCCAAGGUAAGCUCCGGAGGGUCGUGAUUGAACCUUGGACGCGCAGGCCGCAUUGUAAAUAGAUUAUGAACAUUUGCAGUCCACACUGGAUCGCCACCACGCCGAAGAUCUUCCCUGUCACUCCUAAGUUAUGAGCCAUCUAAUAAAUACUCAACGCAUAA